This is a messenger RNA of Drosophila gunungcola (fruit fly), 5037 nucleotides long. RefSeq lists its product as uncharacterized. The coding region runs from base 630 to 1754 and encodes 374 amino acids. The record is from RefSeq and is a predicted model, not a curated record. The transcript is spliced from 8 exons. Gene Ontology annotation, molecular function: protein binding. Lineage: Eukaryota; Metazoa; Arthropoda; Insecta; Diptera; Drosophilidae.
GAGCGAAAGAGUAUGCCGCAGGGGUGGUUGAUUUUAGGUGGCAGGUUUUUUUUUCUACCACCAAAGGCGCCGGCUUCAGUUCGCCCUCAACUUCGCUCCGUUCCGUUUGCCACAAUGAUUCGUCUGUGCAUCGAUGAGCAUCGUCAAUUAAUAUAAACAAAUACAACUGAAAGAAUAAUAGUGAACCUUGUGCUGAACAGUGAAGUGGAAGUGAAAACUCAACUUAGAACCAACUUUUUACUUUGCUUUAUCAAAGAGCCAAGCUGUUCACCCUUUUUUUGGAGUCUCAGUGGAGCUGUCUAGCCAUCCCUCUCGCACACGGCUUGGCAAUCGAUAAGCUUAACAGCGGUGCUGUCCACUCAUCGGCGGAUGUUACUGUUAACCUUAGGCAGCGAGUGUUUUAAGAACGAAAUUGGAACGCUGGCCGAAACCCGUUAAUCUCCAAUGAGGCGACACAUUCGGGGAAAGGAAAAUUCAUAAAUGAAAGCUUCUAAUUGCCGGAGAAUGACAAAAGCGACAAGAAAUCAGCGCGAGCGAACAAAAGCAAAGCAAACUUUUUAGGCAGCCCUAAAAGCAGCAGCAGCAGCAGCAGCGAAAGCCGCGAAAAUUGAGCCACCGAAGCGGCGGCGAUGCUGUUGAUGCCCACAUCCUGUGGGCCGGGGCCACCACCCACCGACCUCGGCCCCUCGUCCUCGUCCUUGCCCCCGCCAACCCAACGAGCGGCAGAUGAUGGAGACACAGUGCGGAGGUCAGGGACCCAGGCCCCAAGGACUAUUUCGGGGUCGAGCAUUCCCCAAUGGCUGAUAAUCCUCCUCGGUCUCUUCGCCAUUCUCGCCCAGACACCAAGCAGCCAGGUGGCCGCCGAGAAGAGUAAACACUAUUACAUGCAGUCGCUGUGCAAGAACCACUUCCUGCAGCAGCUGUAUCGGAAAAUCGAUGGGGCCGUGCUCUGGUCACAGAACGAGCGGAACCUGGACUGCAUCAUCACCUUCCAGACGCACUCGGUGCUGCAGCGCUUCAUGCUCCGCUUCGACAUGCUGCAGCUCGACUGCAACGAUCACCUGCUGGUCUACGACGGAGCCCAUGCCGUGGCCACGCCCAAGAUUGACAUCUCCUGUCGCAACACAAAGAACACCGUCAACGCGCUCCUGACGCGCACGAACUUUGUGACUCUGAAGUACGUGACCGAUGGCUGGGGAACGGAUGCGAACGGCUUCAAGUUGGUGAUUACGUCGGUGAAGGAUCCAAAGCACACCUGCAAGGAUUUCACCUGCGCCACCCGCGAGUUCUGCAUCCAUCCGGAUCUCCUCUGCGACGGCAUCAACCACUGCGGCGACAACUCCGACGAAUCAGUGCAGAAUUUGUGCCAGAGUGAGACGAGCAGCACGGUUUUCGGCCUGGACAUGACCUGGUUCGUCCUGAUCGUGGUGGGCGUCCUGCUCGUCCUGAGUGCCCUCAUCGUGGCGGUGGCCAUUUGCGUGUGCCGUCGCCAGGACGAGAACGCCGCCAACGCGAACACAGCGCUCCAGAUGCACCACACGGCCGACACGAACGGGUCGUCGAAGCAUCUGCACUACCACGGCCUCAGUGUCGGCGGGACACUGACGCGGGACCAUGGGCACACUCAACUGCCGGCGUCGGGAAACUGGCAUCACCCUGCGGGACCAUCCGGGUACCACCGCACUCCACACAACUACUUGAAGAUGGCCACCAAAGUCCGUCCCAUUUGGUGCUUGGCAAAUUCCGUCAAUUAGGUCAAGAUCUUUCGCACAACUCCGCCGGGCUCAGCCAGACGAAUAUCGCCGGGUCUGGGCAUCCCAAUGCCAACGCCGUCGGCGCUGCGCAGAAGGACGAGUGGUUCGUCUAGGACCAGGCAGCACUGUGGAACGACCGAUUGACUUGAGCACAAUAAUCUGUACUUUAUUAAGUAAGCUUAUGGAUAUUUGCAGAGCAUUAAAUGAAGACUGUAAGACUAUAUUUAACAACAAUUAGUGUGGACAUCACCGCGCAGGGUGUAUUAUACAGAGAUUUCUACUCGUACCCAAGCUGAAUCUCGAAUGCAUUGGCCAGAACAUGCCUGUUCUGUCGGAUAACCAGUGCACCUGUAAAUAGUUUAUAAAUAUAUAUUAUUUAUGAUUUAACUGAUUAACACUACCAGCUGGCAAGACAAGACCCUCUCAAACCCAUAUCCCUAAAAAAUGAAAAGUUAUAGAGCAGAGUCCGAUUCUUAAUUUCGUGCAAGUAUGUUGGCAUUUAUUUAGAACAUUACCUAUGUUUAGAAGGCAAUUAGACUUGAAUUAUUGCGUUCAAUAUGCACAGACACAAAUCCCUUAAAUUAAUGUACGAACGAAUCGCAGAUAGUCGAAGAUUCGGAGAGGUAAACUAACAAUCGUAAGCAUUUAAUUGAACAGAAAUUGUGAACAGAAACCGUAAGAAGUAUUAAAGCUCAACAUGAAUAACCGAAAACUGUCAUUAAUAUACAACUUCCGAGUCUUAGAAAUUUGAGAUAACUGGCAGAGUUGUUGGCCAGGUCGUUUUUACAAAAAUUAAGCUGAAUUCUAAUCACAAAAAUGGACACAAGAAGAUCAACCAAAACAAGGGAUGUACAUAAGUAGUUGACAAUAUACUUAUACUAACAAAAAGAAAAACCAAAUCGAACGAAAGGACUUCUAGCGCAACUGUCAUCUAUACAAUUUCACCUCCACUCCUCCAUUGUCCACUUGGAAGUCGAAGUCUGAGUUUGAGACUCCAGAAUCCAGAUUGAAGCAAACAUUUCACCGAGAGACUCAUUCCUCAUCAAAGAACCGAAAAACCAAUGCUAAACGGAAAUAUUCUGGGACAUUAAGGACAAUACAGUGAAAUCUUUUGCUUUUGAUACGACUAAAUUGAGAAAGUGACAUGGCAUGCAUUUUAACCUACAGAAGUGUCCGAACACAAUUUUCUACAAUCAACCAAAUGGAAUUCUACAAAAAUGAAACAACGUUAAGAUACAUAAACAAAGUUGAAACAUUUUGCUACAAAAUCGAAUGAUAACGAUCAUCUAUAUAUAUAUAUAUUGACGACGAUGUGUAUGCUGUAUGUGUAUGUGUGUGAGGAAACAUGAUAUGCAACUUGAGAAAACCAAAACUAGAAUGCUUCAAAAUGAUUGUAGUACUUCCCGCCGUUAAUAUUUUUUUAAAAUAUCGUACAUACUACAGAUACAGAUGCAAGUCUUAAUAAUAAUACUUAUACUAAGAAGCAAUAAGUAAGAAUUUUCCGCUGCUAAAAUUUGUCUUUCAAAAUACUUCCAUAGGCCCGGUUAGUUUAAUAGUCUUGUGGCUCCUCAACUUUCUUUUUUUUUCCAGAUAGUAACCGAAAAAAAAAUACUUGCUCCUUGCUAAGCCAGAAAUAAAAAGAAAUAUAUAUCAAAUUAAGUGCGAAAUUUAACACUAAUCGGAGUGGAUGGCAUACGUUCAGCCCGAUCAAUGCUAUUAAGUCAAAUUAAAUUAGUUUUGUACUUAGAAGUAAUGGAAAACCCAAGAACUCAAUUAACUAAUCUUCUAGGCAUAAUUUCCGCUGAUAGUGUCUUUUUUUUUAUUCUUUUCGAACUUCUUUUGCCCUUCUAUAGUUUGUAUUUGUAAAACUACAAGCGUCUUAUACUAUAUCAUAAAUUAUAGGAAAAUGGUAUUAUGAUAAAUUGAAUUUUUAACCAAAAUUAUAAGCAAAUUGUAUUAGGCGUCAAAUUUUAGAACAGAAUGAAAAAAAGAAACCGAGAGGCGACAAAAGCUGAAGGAAACAAACACAUUGAAAAGAUAUAUGUUAUGUAUAUGGGCUAAAACCACAUUCAUACAUGGCAACAAAUUAAUCUUAAUUACUUCAAAACGAUGAUAAUAAAUGAUACUAAAUAAUAACUGAUUAACCGCAAAGCUAAUUUAUGCAAUACAGGAAUAUGGAAUACUGAAAAUUAUGCGUCAAUAAAACGUUUAGGCAAGAUUGUAUUGUAAUAUCUAAUCGUAAUUGUACUCGUAAUCGCAUGCCUACUCCCCACUGGUGAAAAUCGGUUAGAUCAUGUCGUAUAUGAGUGUAGUUAAAAUAUACAUAUUUACCUAAAACACAAUUCAAUCGGAAUGGGAACGGGAAUGGGAAUGGGAAUCGAUCAGGAGUAUAUAGACGGAUAAAUCCCCGAUUACUUGUAAAAGAUAAUAAAAUAGGCGAGUGUGGGAUGGUGGGGAGAGCUUUUCGUUUCCCAGUGUAAGUGUUACAAUGUGUUAAGAUUCAUUUUUUACCCUCUACAGUCUCUAGAUCUCGAAAAGACUUUGCCGCAAUUAGUCUAACUUCUCUAAUUAUAUGUAAAUGUAUGGUACAUGUGUGUAUGUACCUAAAUAACAGCGACAGAAUAUUCAGAAAGUGUGAUUUUAAAGUCUCCUGCUUUGUCAUAGACCGAAAAUCCAUACUUAUGUGAUGGGAGUUACUAUCAAAACAAUUAAGUUUGGCGGAAUAUCAGAUACAUUAAAUACUUUUUGUGUGAAGAAAGGCAAGGUUUGAACCCCUCGAUGGAUAACUAUUUAAGUAUAGAAUGACUAGGUAUACACCCGAAAAAAAAGAGCCACGGUCAGUAAAUCGUAGUGCAAAUGUUAGACGAAAUUAUUGCCAUAGAAUCCAGCAUCCAGUGGAUUAUUUUCCUCAUUCAUUUUUCGCACGCAUUUCGAAAAAGAAACACAGAAAGUCCACAAGUUUUAGAGUUAUUGUUUUUGGUUGAAAAAGAUAAUAGAAGUAUGCAUAACUACCAGCGACAACAAUAACGAUGAGAACAAAACAUACUAACCUGUAUCGAAAUAAUAAACCCAAGGGAUCGCGUAAAGUAAUGCUUAGCUUUGUGUUAAAUUGCUGUUGAAUAUAAAUGUACUUGUACAAUGAUAAUAAUUACGAUGGCAUUGAACACACAGAAACACACACACAGGUCAUCAACAAAACACAUCAAACAAUAACAAUGCAAAGAACAGAACCCAAAUCCAAAUGAAACUAAUUAUAAUAAAAUAAAGAAUAUAAAACGUUAAG